GCCAGAUGGAGGAGGACACAGCAGGAAGGCUCACUUACGGUCAGUGCCGAAGGAGGAUGCUGAGCUGGCUUCCUGGAGACCUCAACCACAAGACAGAAAAGGAGAGAGAGGCAGAGAGAGAGAGAGAGAGAGCAUGUGGGGCUGCACCAAAACCAUGCCUCCAAGCAACUAAGAAAGGUGGUGGGAGACAGGCCUGUCCAACUCCACGGCUCCUAAGCCCAUGAUGCGACCACUUGGUGUAUGAGAAGGAUGAAGGUGCUCUACACACUCUUGACAACACUCUCCUUGGCAGCGCCUGGACAAGCCCAAGUGAAGCCAACAGGUCCUCCCACCAGCCUGGAGAGCAGCAUCACUGGAGAUGCCUCUGUGGAGCCAGGUGUCCUUGGCAUGGCUGGACUUCGCCUGGCAAAUGGCAGCAGCCACUGUAGGGGAACAGUGCAGGCACUGCACCGUGGGCAGUGGAUACCAGUGUGCCAGGAGUCCUGGAGCGUUGCCAUGUCUCAUGCUCUCUGCAAGCGCCUGCACUGUGGAGAUGCAGUGGAGUCUGAUGUGGCAGAUGCUCCUGCUGCGGUGCCAGCUCCCUUCAGUGAUGGAGCCAUCCCCUCUGCACGCAACAUCUGUGUAGCUGUGAUGGCCAACUGCAGUGGCUGGGACAGGGGGCUCUGCCUGCUGAAGCUGGCCACUGUGCCCCACUGCUGCAGAGCAGGGCUGGCUUGGGUCACCUGCACAGGUCCCCAUAGGUUGCGGCUUGCUGGCGGCAGGAGCCAUUGUGAAGGCCGGGUGGAGAUGGAGCAGGCAGGCGAGUGGGGCACAGUCUGUGAUGACGCCUGGGACCCUGCUGACGCCAAUGUGGUGUGCCAUCAAUUGCGGUGUGGCUGGGCCUUACAUGCACGAGACAAUGCCUCCUUUGGCCGGGGCAGUGGGCUCAUCCUCCGGGACGAUGUGAGCUGUGAAGGGCACGAAGACCAUCUGUGGGACUGCCCUGCCACCCAGAAGCACGACUGCAGCCACAAGGAAGAUGCUGGUGUGGUGUGCUCAGAGCACCAGCAGUGGCAGCUCUCCGGGGGCCGGGAUGGCUGUGCGGGCCGGGUCGAGGUCUUCUUCAGGGGCACAUGGAGCACGGUGUGUGACAGCACGUGGUAUGAGAUGGAGGCCAGUGUGCUAUGCCACAUGCUAGGCUGUGGGCCACCCCUUGAGCGUCCCUCCUUCAACCACACGCUGCCCAGCAAGAUGCUCUACGAGUGCACGAGCCUGCAACCAUCACUGGCCUACUGCAAGUGGACCUACAACAAGUCAGCUCCCUGCCACCAGUCCCAAGCAGCUGGUGUGAUCUGCAAUGGCUCCCAGGGCUUGCAAACACCAGCCCCAAUGGAAGUGUUGAAACCAAGCAGCGUGACACACCUGAGCAAUGAGGACUCCCCGAGUGAGAUGGCCCAGAUCCCUUUGCAAACACAGCUCUUCAUCCUGUGCCUGGUUCUGGGAGCACUGCUCCUGCUUACCACUCUGGCUUUCAUCAUCACCCUGCUGAGGAUGAGGAAGAUGAACACCCACACUGUGGCCUCUUCCUCGCUAGCCAGGCCGGUCCUGGUGACCCACAGCACACAGGGCCCUGGCAUGCCCUCUGGGCUCUCCAAUGACUACAGGGAGAUGCCCCCCAGUCUCCAAAAAGGACAAGACGUGCCGGUUACAUCCCUUCUGACAGCCAAGGACUCAGACUCUGAAUCUGACUACGAACACUACGACUUCAGCAGCAAGCCACCUGUUGCUCUCUCCACCUUCUUCAGCUCCCUGCGACGUCAGCCAGGGGGGCAGUUGCUCUCACUGAUGCCAAGCCAGGCAGGGACACUCCCUGCAGAUGGUAUGAAGGGCCCUGGGGUUGUCCUGGGGAGUGGGGCAUGCUUGGUGAGGCUGCUACUCUGCUCUGCAGCACCAUCUAUCUGCCCAUCCUGUACAGUGGGCACAGCUCUGGGCAGGCGUGCAGAGACAGCCAUGCUGCCCACCCAGCCCUGCAACAGGGCAAGCAGCUCCUCCAGCUCGUGCGCCUCCACAGAGCCCUACUGCAACAACAACAGGGCCCACCCAUACCCCUGGGCCUGCCCGCAGCCCCCAGCUGACAGCGCCUGCCUGCAUGCAGCACACCCCAUGCACAGCAGCACCGAAUACCAUCACACAGAGCCUAAUCCUGCUGACAGCUCCAGCACCUCAUCGGAGGAGUGGUAUGAGAAUGUGCAGGGUGCAGAGCCAGCCAGGGACCCAUCCACAUGCUCUGGCUGGCCAGCUCCUUCCUGCCCUUCAGGAGGAUGUACUCAGGACCCUGACACCUCUGAGGGCAGUGACUACGAUGACAUCCAGGCCUCUGUCUACUGAGGCUGGCAACUGGGCAUCUCUGGGCUGCCUGUUGCCCUCCAUCUGUCCAGCUCCAAGGUCUUGGCUGCUCCAACACCACAAGACUAGCAUCCGAAGAAGAAAGCCUUAGUCCAGGCCAAUGCCUGGACAGAGAGAGACAGCCAACAACCUGCCCCCCAAAGAACCAGCACAUCCAGAAACCAGUCCCUUGCAGCCUGGGCCUGACCUGUCUGCAAUACUGUGGAGCAGUUGGAUGGUGGGUGGGGAUGCGCUGCGGUGUGGGGCUAAGCUGGCUCCAUGGACAGCAAAGGAGGGCACAGCCUCCCAGGUGGGACCACUUGGCAUCUCAUUGUGGUCAUCUCUCUGGGCAUCUUCUCUGGACACUUCCUCCGUGCUGUGCGGGGACACCAGGCCCAAUGGCAUGCUUAGAUAGGACAGGAAUGCUUAGAGCAGGUGAGGUGGGGUUCUGUGCUGGGCUCCAUACUGCAAUUAAAAGCUUUUCCCAGUG
This is a messenger RNA of Rhea pennata, 2854 nucleotides long. RefSeq names its product CD6 molecule (gene CD6). The record is from RefSeq and is a predicted model, not a curated record. Bases 241 to 2367 code for a protein of 708 amino acids. Gene Ontology annotation, biological process: zymogen activation. The transcript is spliced from 14 exons. Gene Ontology annotation, molecular function: serine-type endopeptidase activity. NCBI's taxonomy places the organism in Eukaryota, Metazoa, Chordata, Aves, Rheiformes, Rheidae. Gene Ontology annotation, cellular component: plasma membrane.